AUGGUAGACGACGACGCAGCGCUCUCUAUCCCGCUCCCAACUUCACCUCCGCCCGUCGAGCCAGCGCCCGCGAUUUACAUUGACAAGGACGUCCCAAGUCAAGUUGACGGCGAAGACGUUCUUGAGAGAAGUUCGCAGACGGUGAAAGAGGAGGAACAUGUAGCAGGUAGCGUGCCUACGCUUCCCUCAUCGAACGGCGACGCGCGCGUCGCCGAACCGCAAGUCGAAGGCGACCAGGCAACACCCGAAGCGUCUCCAACUUCACCGACUCCCCCACCGCCACCGUCGAAGCAUGAACCAGCCCCACCCGCGGAGGAACCUCCACAAGGUCCAACCACCCCUCGUCGCCCUCCACCUUUCGAUGAUAUCUCGACCAAUGGACACCCUGUCUCACGAUCGUCGACCCCCGGUACGCCGUCACUUGCACCUUCCGUAUCAUCGACACACAAGCGGUCUAUGACCAUAUCCAAAGGCCACAGCGUCUCUGUUGUGCUUGUCUCUACGGCAUUAGAAACCAUAGCAGCAUCCAAGGAAGCUAAGAAGUCGGCAUCCCUCCGUGAAAGCACUCAACAUGCCUUGGAACUGGUGCGCUCUAACCAGGGUGCAGACCAUCCGAGAGAAGUUCUUGAACCGUUAAGGUUAGCAUGCGAGACGCGGAACGAAAAGCUCAUGAUCGCAAGUUUGGACUGUAUUUCGAAACUGGUGUCUUAUUCCUUCUUCGCCGAUCACGAUGAUUCAUUGCCUUCACUCUCGUCUCCACCGGGUUCCCCCCAUCCUUCUCGUCCAGCUGGCCCCUCGGACUCUCAGGCUAGCCUCUCGCCACCUUCUCUGGUAGACAUCGUAACCCAUACGAUCACUUCUUGUCACACCGAAACGACACCAGAGACGGUGUCGCUACAGAUUGUGAAGGCUCUGCUUUCCAUGGUUCUCUCCCCCACCACCCUCGUGCAUCACUCCUCGCUCCUUAAAGCAGUCAGAACGGUGUACAACGUAUUUCUGCUUAGCAACGAUCCUGUGAACCAAAUGGUUGCCCAGGGUGGCCUUACCCAAAUGGUGCAUCACAUAUUCACUCGAUGCAAAUAUAACGCUGCGGGUAACGUGGCUCCUUCCGACCUUCCGUCUCCCCAAUCGAGGUCUGUGUUUACACCGUCCCCAAGGAUGGAGAACUUCAGUUCGAGUUCUUCUCCGAAUAUUACAUCCCAACGACUUGCCGGCGAGCAGGAGCCAGCGAGCGAGUCCUCUCAGAAUGUUUCGACAGAAGAAAAUGAUGAGCAGACGAAGUCUUCUCCCGAUCCCGCAACGCGUCAGUCCUUGGAGGAACCACCAGAACCUGCAGGUCGGGAACUUACCGUCAACGAUCUCUUCAUCAAAGACGCUUUCCUUGUGUUCCGUGCGCUAUGUAAGCUGACCAUGAAACCACUCAAUAAUGAAAGUGAACGGGACCUCAAAUCUCAUGCCAUGAGGUCGAAACUACUGUCUCUCCACCUUGUUCUGACCGUCUUGGACUCACAUAUGGCGUUGUUCGUGGACCCUUCUGCUAUGAUCUACUCGAGUUCGCAUCACGAAGCGACUACGUUUAUCCAAGCCGUCAACCAAUAUCUUUGCCUCUGUUUGAGUCGAAAUGCGGUCAGCUCAGUGCCUCAAGUGUUCGAAGUCAGCGUGGAGAUCUUUUGGCGAGUUCUUUCUGGAAUGCGAACCAAGUUAAAGAAAGAGAUUGAAGUACUUCUCCACGAGAUCUUUGUUCCUAUCCUCGAGAUGAAGACGUCUUCCCUCAAGCAAAAGUCGGUCAUUUUGGCUAUGCUUUCUAGGCUGUGCCAAGAGCCCCAGGCUUUAGUUGAAAUAUACCUCAACUACGACUGUGACAGCGAUGCCGCCGACAACAUCUACGAGCACCUUAUGAACAUCAUUUCCAAGAUCGCAUCUCACCCAGCAUCAGCGAAUCUCAAGCCAAACGACCCAGCCACAAGCCCUGCGGUUACUCCUACGACAAAGUCCCAUGGGCCAGGCGCGCAUGUCCAACUCGCCACCCCUUCCCUCACGGUCUCAGGAUCCAUGGAUACUUCGGUACUUGGGCUUUCAGAGGGGCAGUUGAAGAGACAGGGGCUAGAAUGCCUGGUAACGGUGUUGAGAUCCCUCGUGUCCUGGGGAACUGCCAGCAAGGUUUCUGACGAUGCACUGACGGCAGCAUCCUUACGAUCACAGACAGGGGAGGAUAUCAAGUCCGACAGCGGGAUGGGUGAUACAGCAAGCAGUAGGCUCUCGACGGCGGGUGCAAGCGUUGAUAAUUUCCGGCUACCCACCCCUGACCUUUCCGACGAUCCUACCAAGUUUGAGAGCGCGAAGCAGAAGAAGACUAUACUGCUAGAAGGUAUCAAGAAGUUCAACUUCAAACCCAAGCGCGGCAUUCAAUUCUUGAUUGACAAUGGCCUCAUCCCGAGUAAAGCUCCGCUGGACAUCGCCGACUUUCUGUUAAGCACGGAUGGACUGAGUAAGGCAAUGAUAGGUGAAUACCUUGGAGAGGGAGAAGAAGAAAACAUCGCUAUCAUGCAUGCUUUCGUCGACCGUCUGGAUUUCAAGAACCUUCCCUUCGUAGAUGCCUUGCGAUUAUUCCUGCAGUCCUUCCGUCUCCCCGGAGAAGCUCAAAAAAUCGAUCGAUAUAUGUUGAAAUUUGCCGAACGGUUUAUUGCAGGCAACCCACAAUCAGACUUUGCUAAUGCCGAUGGUGCAUACGUAUUAGCCUAUUCGGUCAUCUUGCUCAAUACGGAUGCUCAUAACCCGCAAGUCAAGAAGCGCAUGACAAAGGCCGACUUCGUUAAGAACAACCGGGGGAUUAACGACAAUUCCGACCUUCCCGAGGAAUUCCUCCAUACUAUCUACGACGAUAUUGUGAAUAACGAGAUCAAGAUGAAGGAUGAAGUUGAUAGUCCGAGUAUUGCCGUCUCUGGGUCUGGACUCGCCAACGCGCUGGCGAAUGUGGGAAGAGAUCUCCAGAAGGAAGCGUAUGUCGUCCAAUCGAAUGGUAUGGCGAACAAGACAGAGGCUCUCUUCAAAACCAUGGUACGGUCACAACGCAAAGGAUCUAAGCACGGCGAACAAUUCUUCAGCGCGUCCCACUUCAUUCACGUUCGCCCCAUGUUCGAAGUCGCUUGGAUCCCAUUCCUCGCGGGUCUUUCAGGACCACUGCAAGAUACGGACGAUCUGGAGGUCGUCGAACUGUGCUUAGACGGCUUCAAAAGCGCCAUUCGGAUAGUCUGCUUCUUCGGGCUUGAGCUAGAAAGAAAUGCUUUUGUGACGACUCUCGCCAAGUUUACCUUCUUGAACAACCUUGGGGAAAUGAAAACAAAAAAUAUGGAGGCUAUCAAGACGCUGCUUGACAUCGCUGUGACCGAGGGCAACAACCUGAAAGGAUCUUGGCACGAGGUUCUGACCUGUGUUAGUCAACUUGAACAUAUGCAGUUGAUUAGUAGCGGCGUGGAUUUGCCAGAGCCAAAGAAAGGUCGCACGAAAAAACUUAACGAAGAACUCGCCAACGAAAGUCGAUCAAGACAUAUUACCGUAGCGGCGGACAUGGUGUUCUCUCUCAGUCACUACCUUUCCGGAACGGCGAUUGUCGACUUCGUCCAAGCAUUGAGCGAUGUUUCUUGGGAAGAGAUCCAAUCCUCAGGCCUUUCACAACAACCACGACUAUUUAGUUUGCAAAAACUGGUCGAGAUCUCUUACUACAAUAUGAACCGUAUUCGUCUCGAGUGGUCGAACCUAUGGGAUAUAUUGGGAGAGCACUUCAAUCAAGUGUGUUGUCAUAAUAAUCCACAUGUUGGAUUCUUUGCUCUCGACUCCCUCCGUCAACUUGCUAUGAGGUUCUUGGAGAAGGAAGAGCUCCCCCAUUUCAAGUUCCAAAAGGACUUCCUUAAACCCUUCGAGUACACUAUGGUGCAUAAUCAGAACCCUGAAGUCCGCGACAUGGUGUUACAAUGCCUUCAGCAAAUGAUUCAGGCACGAGUUCAAAACAUGAGAUCUGGCUGGCGGACAAUGUUUGGUGUCUUUUCUGCUGCGUCGAAGGUACUAACAGAACGGAUCGCUAACUCCGCUUUCGAGAUCGUCACUCGUUUGAAUAAGGACCACUUCCCGGCCAUCGUGCGUUACGGCGCCUUUGCAGAUAUGACUGUUUGUAUAACAGAAUUCUGUAAAGUGAGCAAGUACCAAAAGAUCAGUCUCCUCGCCAUCGCCAUGCUUCGAGGUGUUAUUCCUGUCAUGCUAGAGUGCUCGGAAUGCUCAUUCACGCCUGAUGGAAAACCGGAUCCGUCAGCGGACGAUCCUAUGAUUAGAUUCUGGUUCCCUGUGCUCUUCAGUUUCUACGACAUCAUCAUGAAUGGUGAAGACUUGGAAGUCCGGCGUCUGGCUCUAGACUCGCUGUUCACAACUCUCAAGACAUACGGAUCGUCCUACCCAGUCGAUUUCUGGGACACGGUUUGCCAAGAACUUCUCUUCCCCAUUUUCGCCGUCCUCAAAUCUAGUCAAGACCUCUCACGCUUCAGCACCCAAGAAGAUAUGAGUGUUUGGUUGUCAACGACCAUGAUACAAGCACUUCGAGAUCUCAUCGACUUGUAUACAUAUUACUUCGAUGUAUUGGAGAGAUUUUUGGACGGCCUUCUCGAUCUAUUGUGUGUCUGUAUAUGUCAAGAGAACGAUACUCUGGCCCGUAUUGGAACCUCUUGCCUGCAACGACUGUUGGAAGGCAACAUCAACAAGCUCAGUGUCGUGAAGUGGGAGCGCAUCAUCACGACGUUCGUCAAACUCUUCAAGACAACCACACCGCACCAGUUGUUUGACGAGCGGCUAAGGGUUGAGAUUGAUGAAGCGGGAGAAGAGAUUCCUGAAACUGAGACAAAUGGGCAAACGAUUCUACCCGCGCCGUUGACACAAGCGGCUGAAGAAUCCAAAGGAGCGAAGCCGUCUGCUGUCGAUCGCCGUCGUAUCUUCAGACAGAUCAUUGUAAAAUGUGUCUUGCAGUUACACCUCAUCGAGACCACAAACGACCUGCUCAGAAAUGACGAGGUAUAUCAAGCCAUACCCCCAGACCAACUACUGCGCUUGAUGGGGGUGCUCGACCAAAGCUAUCAGUUUGCGAGGAUGUUUAAUGAAGACAAGGAACUUCGGACGGGUCUCUGGAAAGUCGGGUUCAUGAAGCACCUCCCGAAUCUCCUCAAACAAGAGUCUAGCAGUGCAUCAACGCUAGUACAUGUCCUGCUUCGAAUGUACUAUGACCCCCGACCAGAACAUCAGACUGCCAGACCUCGCAUCGCUGACCGAUUAAUGCCGCUUGGACUCGGUGUGGUUCAGGAUUAUUGUAAACUACGGCCAGAUUCGCAAGGGAAAAACAUCAUAGCGUGGACACCUGUUGUCGCCGAAAUUUUAGGCGGGUUUUGCAAUUUCGAUGAUAAAGCAUUCCACAGAUACCUGCCAGCCACUUAUCCUCUGGCAACGGAGCUGCUUUCACGCGAUGUCACAUCAGACGUCCGAGAAAGCCUCAAAUCAUAUUUCGUCCGAGUGGGGUAUACGCAAGGCAUUAUAGAGGCUACCUCAUGA
This is a messenger RNA of Pleurotus ostreatus (oyster mushroom), 5586 nucleotides long. It is a transcript of the gene SEC7, whose product is annotated as guanine nucleotide exchange protein for ADP-robosylation factor. The record is from RefSeq and is a predicted model, not a curated record. Gene Ontology annotation, molecular function: guanyl-nucleotide exchange factor activity. The transcript has 20 exons. Lineage: Eukaryota; Fungi; Basidiomycota; Agaricomycetes; Agaricales; Pleurotaceae. Gene Ontology annotation, biological process: regulation of ARF protein signal transduction. The coding region runs from base 1 to 5586 and encodes 1861 amino acids.